AGAGGUUUAUAACCCUGGCAUCAGUGGCAUGUCCAUUUAACAGUGUGAUCACUACUGAGUACUGAUCACCGUCUAAAUUACUUGAAGACUGGAAACUAACGUCUUUUUAAUUUUUUUGAGUCCUUGGAAACUUCGUGUAGUAGAAUUCUAGUUGAAUUUUCAAGAUGGCGGAAAUUUCUGAGCAAAACUUGAGCUCAACAACAGUUGAAGUUGGUGAUGAAAAUGGGAUUGAAAUUGUACCUGAAAAGUUGAAUGACGGCGAGAAAUCUCAGUUGGAAAUAGCAAAUGACAUUGAGAUGGCAUCAGAAGAAAUCGCAUCUGAUGAAAAAGUGGAAAUCAAAGAUGUUACUGUGAGCACAGAAUCAGCAAUGCUGCCGAUUCCUGAAUCGAUUUCAUCAUUACCCAUUCCUAAGCAACAAGAACAAGUGAUAAGCAAUGUAACGACAACAUCAUCCAGCAAGCCUGGUAUGGUACGGCCUGCUCCAGCACCGUAUGGAAGCACUAGUACAAAAAGUCGGGGUGAAACAACAAAGUUUGGAAGAAAGGGAAAAAGGAAAAUUGAUAGCGGGCAAGGAACGUCCGCAACAAAAAAGUCAAAAGGAGAGCCUGCGCAACAAAGACUGCCACCUCACGGGUAUCCUUUGGAACAUCCAUUUAAUAAGGAUGGUUACAGAUAUAUUCUAGCUGAAGAAGACCCCAAUGCUCCCAAGUCGAACUUUGAUCUGGAAUCUUGGGCUGGUAAACCUAUACCUGGAGAGCUGUACAGAGUUGCUUUACAUCACAAAGUUUAUCUUGCUUCCCAUGAUAGAGCACCUCAGCUGAAAAUCUCAGAUGAUCGUCUCUCGGUGACUGGUGAGAAGGGCUACAGUAUGGUCAGGGCAACACAUGGUGUUAAUCGUGGAAACUGGUUUUUUGAGGUAACAGUGGAUGAUAUGCCUGAAGGAACAGCAUCAAGAAUAGGCUGGUCUCAACUUUAUGGUAAUCUCCAAGCACCAUUAGGAUAUGAUAAAUUUGGUUACAGCAUUAGAAGUAAGAAAGGAACUGUGUUUCAUCAGAGUCGAGGAAAACAUUACAGCGAUGGAUAUUCAACGGGCGAUGUAAUUGGAAUCUUUAUCUGUCUUCCUGAAAACAAUCGACCAGCUGCCAAGAUUCUUCCCCCAACCUACAAAGGAAAUGCAUUAAUCAAAUUCAAAAGUUUUCUGUACUAUGAGGAAAAAGACCGCGUUGACCAAUCAGAAAAGGAGUUGACCCCUCUGGAAGGCAGUAAGAUUGUGUAUUAUCAGAAUGGAAAAUCGAAGGGUGUGGCAGUGCAGAAUAUAUUUGCUGGGACGUACUACCCGGCAGUCUCUCUGUAUAAGAAUGCUACGGUCUCCGUUAACUUUGGUCCGGAUUUCAAGUUCCCUCCGCAAGAUGUAGAUUUCAAGCCGAUAUCUGAAAUGCCCGAACAGCUUUUUACCGAGCAAACGUUAAGUGAUUUAUUAUUCAACGUCGACUUUCUAAACAAUCCAACAGAUUAUAGCGAAAAACUGCCGUUCAUGGCAGGUACUAAAAAGAAAUGAUAGAAUAUUAGUCUAUUUGUUAACGCGAUGUAAAUAUUUCUCACAUACAUGUAGUCAAAGUGAAUACUGAUUUGCAAGUCUUUCUCUUUCCUUCUAUUUGAAUUUUUCUAUUUGCAGUCGAUUUAAUAGAGCUAUUUUUACACACCCCGCGAGGAAAUUGCAGUCGUCAAUUCGAUUUAAUAGAGUUAAUUUUUAUCGGAACUAUCCAGUAUAAGUAGUUUCGUUUAUGGUUCCUCCUGUAGUAACACUGGAUCAAUAAGAAGAAAUGAUCCUCACUGGAAAUCUGGACCUCUAGGAAGAACAGUUUAGAACUGAUAGAGUUAUCCAGUAUAAAUAAAGUUAGUUUAGUUUAGGUUUCCUCGUGUAGUAACACUGGGU
Molecule: messenger RNA, 1937 nt
Organism: Dendronephthya gigantea
Lineage: Eukaryota; Metazoa; Cnidaria; Anthozoa; Malacalcyonacea; Nephtheidae
Product: set1/Ash2 histone methyltransferase complex subunit ASH2-like
Exons: 16
Coding region: 165-1559 (464 amino acids)
Cellular component (GO): Set1C/COMPASS complex
Molecular function (GO): transcription cis-regulatory region binding; protein binding
Source: RefSeq, a predicted model, not a curated record